Molecule: messenger RNA, 3648 nt
Organism: Acyrthosiphon pisum (pea aphid)
Lineage: Eukaryota; Metazoa; Arthropoda; Insecta; Hemiptera; Aphididae
Exons: 7
Coding region: 1-867 (288 amino acids)
Source: RefSeq, a predicted model, not a curated record
AUGGCACAGUUUCUUCUUUACCGGCACAGUAUAACAAGCCCAUGGGAAGGAGAAGCCGAACACAUUUAUGGCUUUUCGUUUUCAGAUUGCAAGGACCUGUUUGAGCUGUCGGCCAUCGUUCCCAGAUACGCCAAGCUGGGCGAGACAGUGGUGCUGAGAUGCAACCACACGGUGGUCGAGAACCAACUUUACAAGGUCCAGUGGACCAAGAGCGGUGACAAAUUGUUCCAGUACAUAAGAGGACGCGUACCGCCGUACAUCAAUAACACGAUUCCCGGAGCCAAAAUCGACUGGGGUCAGACAAAACCUUCAGAUUUGGCACUCAUGGACGUACAACAUGAUGCUUCCGGUCAGUACGCGUGCACGAUAACUAUAGAAUCUCCAAUAUACAGUAAGACAUCGGAAUACCAUGACCUUACAGUCAUAAAAAUUCAAAAUAUCGAUCCUACGAUUGAAAUAUUCAAAGAAGUGUUCAACGUGGGAGAUAUUUUGGACGCCACGUGCACAUCAGGACCUUCGAAACCUGUGCCCGAAAUCACAUGGCUAGUCAAUGGACGAAGGCCACCGGAUACGUACAUGAAACCAAUCGUUAAGGCAGCGUUGGACUCAGCUUCUGCAAUGAGGCUCACAUUUCCGGUGUCGGAUAAACUAGGUGCCGAGGUUCAACUGACGUGUCUAUCCACCAUACCUGGGUUCCUAAAUCAUAAAGCUGACUACCACGAUUACGCCGAUUACAGGUCGUCCUCGAUCAUAGUGAGCGUGGCAGCCAAAUCUGAGCCCGUGACUGCGGGAUGCGGAAAAGAAUUUAUUAGCAUCGUCGUCGUUGCAGCGACUGCCGCCGCCGCCGCCGUUGCGUUUCAGACGUAAUUUACGAGACGGAUUCUCAAACAACGUUUCGACGAUAUUCGUGUGCGCGCGAUUGUGUAUAAUGUACACAAUUCAAUGUAUAAAUAGUUAGUAUAUACAUUACUAUAGUCAUAUACAUUUAUAUAAAUAUUAAAUUGUUUACUUAAUGAAAAAUUAUUCAUGCGAACCUUUUGAAUCGUAUCCGGGAAGAUUAUUUAACUGUUUAAACGCGUAUUAGGUACCGUUAUGGUGACCCGCUGUGGACGCGAACUGUAACAGUAAGUUCUAUAAUAUUGUAUAGGAAAUGUCAUAAUAAAUUUGAGUAUCGGCGUAUACAAUAAUAUAUCACUUGAAUUUUUUUGAUUGAGGUAUUUUAAAAUUGAGAAUUUCACUCUUCUUGAAAUAGUUCAAUGAAAUUAUGAAAAAAAAAAAAAAAAAAUGUUUUUUCUCGUAAACGUAUUUGGUUAUAGAUAAUUAUAACUGAUAAUUAUUUAUUACACACAGAAAAUAUCGAUAACGACUUACGAACCAACAUGAUUACGAAUUACUACGUUAAUGGUUAUAAAUUAGGUGUGAAUUGUGUAUUGGUAUUAUAGGUAAUAUGUAUUAUCGCUUAUUUUUCAUUCUAUCGCUUAUCAAUUGGGUAUUAUUUGUUUUAUUAAUUAUUUAUUGUUAUUCGAUACAAUAAACCAACUUUAAAAAAUCUUCUCUCGUUGUAAAUGUAUAACUAUAAACUUUUAGAUCUAAAACACAUUUUUUUUAAAUAUUUUUUUUUUACUUAAAUGAAAUAUUUUAUGAAAUGUACAAACCCUAAAUAUAGUGUAUACGGAUGAUUUUGAGUCGAUUUACUCCUGGUCAGUAUCACGUAACGUUGAAUCCCAGGCGAUUAAUUUUUAAAUUUAUUUUCAAAAUAUAUUACUGUCAAUAAUACUCGAAUGAUAAUACGUCAUGUUAUAUAAUAUUGUUGAUCGUCAAAUCGUUUUAAAAACAGCUGAAAACUUCCGUCUGCAGUGUGUCACCAUCACGUGUAUAAUGUAUAUAGAUAGUCGUAAUUAAUAUGAUUAAAUUUUUUUUUGUUAAAAGUUUUUUUUCUAACCAUUAUAUUUUGUAAAUAAAAAAUUAACUAUAGGCAUAAGUUUUAAAUUCCUAAUGAAUGAUAUUAUUAUAAACUUAACGAAAUCAGCGCUUCUGAAAUAAUUGUCUCCGCGUCAAUUAAAAUCGUGUAUUUUCGAAGUGAAUUAAUAAACGACAUGUCAUACGAGUAAAAUAUAAAGAAAACUGUGUUUAAGCACGAAGUGACCGUUAAAUUACAGUUGAAAUACAUAAUCUAAUUUGACCGGAGGUUGUUCUUAUUAGGUACUUACUGCAUCGUUCCGGAAAAAAAGCAUUUAUUUCGCGUUAAAUAAUAAUUUACCAGAUAAAUCAUCUGAAACGACAAAAUAUUAUAAUAAUUUACGAGGUAUUAUUUUUGAAAAUCACAAUUGAAUAUUUCGUUUCUGUUAUUUAUUACUAUUUAAUACACGUUCACAAUCAAAAUGACAAUACUGUAAUAUUGAAUUAAACCUUAUUGCGUAUAUUAGAAUAAAAAAAGUUUUUAAAAUCAUUCGGUUUUACAAACUAUAUGACACUAAAUAAUUAUACUACCGUUUUAUUUUCUAGGUAAUUUGUUUUAUUAUUAUUACAUAUUUAUUAUUAAAAUAAGAUAAUGCUGUCAAUUAUAAUAAACGCAUACAAAUUGCCUUUUUCGAACGGUUACUGCGAAAUUUACCCUUUUUAUGUUAUACCUCGACCUAUGGUAAUAUAUUAUUAUUAUUAUUAUUAUUAUUAUGCUAUACAUUAUUGUGCUAUAUUAUAUGUAUUUAGAUAAAUAUUAUUAUUGUUUUCUACUUAUACUGUAAACAUUUUUAUUAUAUAAUAUUAUUAUUUAUUACAUACUGUCUCUAAAAUGUACAUAGCUAUAAAUAGUAGGUAUAAUGUUAUUGUUAGAAAGAAAAAAAAAUGUUUAAGAUAUUGUUACUCCGAAUGAUACUAUUUUAUUUCUUUUAACUGUAGCAGUUGUUAAAACCGAAAAAUCACGCUGGAUUUUCGCCAUUAUAUUCAAAUAUAUAAAACGAUAUUAUACGAUGUACUAACCAUAAUAUUAAUAAUAAUUAUUAAACUCUUUGAUUAAUUAAAUAAAUUCUUUCAAACGAUUGGAAGUGAACCGUAAUCGUUUUCACGGAUACAUCCGUUAUUAUUUUAAGCAUCCAAAGAUUGAGAUUGUUUUUUUUUUUUUUUCACAAAGAUGGUGAAACAUCUUGGGUGCCGCGUACGAAUUUGUUCGUUUUUAUUUCAUAAUAUGAAUAUUAUAUAAUAUUAUUAUACUUGUUUAAAUAUUUAUAAUCAAAAAAGUUGCAUUUCGUCACAUAAAACAAUUUCGAUUUUUAUAUGAUACUUUAAUUUGAAUUCGUCGCUUGAAAAAUAAUAACAAUGACUGUUAUACUACGUAGAUUGUAAGAAUAAUCUAAUCAAGCCAUAAUAUUAUUAAUAUAAAUAUUACGAGCGUAUGUUACGGUUAAAUGUACUUAAAAAAUAAUUAAUUAUUGUAUCGAUAAUAAUAAAUCGCCACGCGAUAUUAGUUGAAAAACUGUGAUCGUGAGCGUAAUCCAAACGGAAAGUUCUAAAAAAUUGUUUUCUGCGUAUCGUAAUGUCAUCAUAACCAUGGUGCAUUGUACUUUGUUGUGUUACCUACGUAUAAUAUUGUGUACACAUAAAUUGUAUUAACGUAUUGUAUGUUUAUUAAAUAUACAUUUUAAAUUAAAA